Oryzias melastigma (Indian medaka) is the source of this 2459-nucleotide messenger RNA. It is a transcript of the gene cep63, whose product is annotated as centrosomal protein 63. The record is from RefSeq and is a predicted model, not a curated record. The transcript is spliced from 14 exons. NCBI's taxonomy places the organism in Eukaryota, Metazoa, Chordata, Actinopteri, Beloniformes, Adrianichthyidae. Gene Ontology annotation, biological process: centriole replication; de novo centriole assembly involved in multi-ciliated epithelial cell differentiation. Bases 173 to 2002 code for a protein of 609 amino acids. Gene Ontology annotation, cellular component: centriole.
CGCCUUAUUUCAGGAAGUCGUUUGUAGUCAUAGUAGCGCCUAAUCUUUCACUGAAUUGCUGUAACUUCAAUUGAAUUUUUAACUCUCGUUCGAACAUAAUCUGAUUACCAGGCUGAGGUGUAACGACCAUUUAUUCCUGUUUGGACUUCCCAGUUAGAAAACCGUCAACCUGAUGAUGGAGGCUCCGCUGGAAUCCACGCACAAUCCCGACCUGAACUCCGUGCUGUCUGGAUGUGAGCCAGAGCUGCAGGAGUUAAUGAGGCAGAUCGAUAUCAUGAUCAAUCAUCAGAAGAAGGAGUGGGAGGCUGAGAUCCGGGCUUUGGACAUGCGGCUGAGGAGCACAGAGGAGGAGCUCCUUACCUCCAGGAGCAUCAUUGAACGCAGAGACCUGGAGAUUGGAUUACUCCACAAGCAGCUGGAAGAGGUUCAGAUUUGCCCCCAAGAUGUCGUUUCUAAAUAUGAGCAACAGCUGCAGAAAGUCAGUGAGGAGUUGGAUAAAUUAAAGAGAAGUUACCACAAACUUCAGCGCAGACAGCUCAGGCAGACGAGCGGCGGAGCUUUCAGAGAGCUUUCACAGGAGAAUCCUCCUCAGUAUCAAAUCCAGCGGACAGAGCUGCAGGCCCAGAAUAAGAGCUUGACCGAUGAGCUCCUUCAGAUCAAGUCUCAGCUGGCAUCCAGGCAGCACUGGCAGUGCUGUGUGGAGCUGCAGCAUCUGCAAGCUGAGCUGCAGAGGAUGCAGGCCGACCCGCUCUCACACACUCCAAACGCCGCCUCACAGCCCGAGUCGUCUGAUCAGAACCAGAGAGAGCAGCAGCAGCUCUCAGAGGAACAGGAAGAUCUUCGCAUCCAGGAGUCGUUGGUGCAAAGAGAGAACCAGAGGCUUCAAAAUGAAGCUGCUAAGCUAAAGCAAAUGCUUCGAGCUAAAGAUCAAGUCAUUCGCUCUUUGGAGGAUUGCCUGUCAGCUCAGGGCUUGGCUGGAGUGGAAAACCUCAGAGGAGAUCUGGAGAGGUCUGCAGUCCAGCUGCAGUGUUCCAGAGCCUGCGAGACCCACCUUAAGGCGGAGCUUAAACGCACCAGAGAGAGGCUGGAGACUGUGAGCAGAGACGCAGCUGAUCGCUCAGAGGUGGAGCAGGAAGUGACCGGCCUCAAGGCCCAGUUUGACUCUUCGGUUGCUGAACUGAAAAAGCUGAGGGCGGAGCUUGAAAUGGCCAGGCAGACCCACGCUGCUGAGGUGGAGGGGAUGCGGGCGAAGGUUUCAAAGAUGACUGGCGAUCUGCACCAGCGAGAGCAGACGAUCGCCACACUGAGCGGCUCCAGCAUCAAGCAGCAGCUUGACGCUGAGGUGGAGCGAGCAGAGCUGAGGGCAGCGGAGCUCAGGAUGACUUGGACCCAGGUGGAGACUCUGCAAAAGGAGAACCAGCGCCUGCAUGAGCUGCUGCAGAGACGGCAGUCUCCUUCACCAAAGCUGAGGGGAGACUCCUCAGCAGCUUCACUCGGGGAGAAGCACAUGCAACAAACGGACCCUCAGCAUCAUGUCUCAGAGCAGGCGGGCUCAGUGGCUCCAGACAGGCUUCAGAUGGACUCACAGGCCAUGAGGGCCCAGUCCCAAGAAUGCAGCACGCACCGCGAGGGGGAGAUUCAGAGGCUUUUUAAAGAGCUGCAUGCUCUGUCUAUGUCCCCCAGAGCGCAGCACUGCAGCCAGGACCAAGACUCCACGCCUCCUCUGUCCUCCUCCUCCAGCAGCAUCAGUGCUGGGCCGAGCAGGAGGAACUCUGUCCCGUCGUCAAGUCCGGAUGAAGAAAGACAAAGCGAGCUUUGGUCACACAGCACAGUUUCACAGUUCCUGGAGGAGGAGAGCUUACGGUCCAAGGAGCUGCUGCAGAGGCUGGACACCCACAUCCUGGGAAUGAGAGAGAAUAACCUCAGGACAGUGUCCAAGUACGGGGGGCGUGGCCUCAGGCCUGAGUGGGAGCAGACCUCCAGCGAGCGGGCCUCAGUCUAAUCAAACGAGAGGAACAUUCUGGCAGAGGGUUAGUGAACAGAAAUCCCAGCAGAGCCUCCCGAGCAACUCGUCAACACACGUUAACUUCACCAUGGUCGCUGCAGAACGCCAGCAUGAAAUAAAGAGAUUCUUUCACCUUCAUAGCAUCAUUUCAGGAGGAACGAGUGGAGGCAGGAAGUUUCUUAAUCUGAGCCUCGAUGCUCCUCCUGGUUCGUUGUUUCCAUGACUCCCGACCCUGGCUGAGUUGUAGAUGUUUCAACAUCUUUCAGACCAGCACCGCGUUGCUCCUGAGGUCUGAGAUGAAACCAGAAAUGCUCUUUUAUAGAUCGUCUUUCUGUUUUUGCAGAAAUGCAUUUAUCUAACAAAACUGCUGAAGAAAGUUUCAGUUCAAAAUAAGACAAAUGAAGAGGAGCUUUUAUUGUUGGUGUGAAAAUAAAGACUUCAAACUCUGACAUCA